Molecule: messenger RNA, 315 nt
Organism: Cryptomeria japonica (Japanese cedar)
Lineage: Eukaryota; Viridiplantae; Streptophyta; Pinopsida; Cupressales; Cupressaceae
Product: ATP synthase epsilon chain, chloroplastic-like
Exons: 1
Coding region: 1-315 (104 amino acids)
Biological process (GO): proton motive force-driven ATP synthesis
Molecular function (GO): proton-transporting ATP synthase activity, rotational mechanism
Source: RefSeq, a predicted model, not a curated record
AUGAACCUAAACCUUCGUGUAGUCACUCCCAAUCGAGUUGUUUGGGAUUCAGAAGUUCAAGAAAUAAUAUUAGCUACUAAUAAUGGUCAAAUGGGUGUAUUACCAAGCCAUACUGCACUUGUAACAGCUUUGGAUAUAGGAGUCAUGAAGAUACGACUCAAUGCUCAGUGGUCCACUAUGGCUUUGAUGGGUGGUUUUGCCAUGAUAGACAAUAAUGAAAUCACAUUAUUGGUAAAUAAUGCAGAAAGAGGUAUUGAUAUUGAUCUUCAAGAGGCUCAGGAAAGAUUUAGACUAGCUGCAGCUGAUCGUGCGUGA